Molecule: messenger RNA, 3546 nt
Organism: Quercus lobata
Lineage: Eukaryota; Viridiplantae; Streptophyta; Magnoliopsida; Fagales; Fagaceae
Gene: NAP12
Product: non-intrinsic ABC protein 12
Exons: 14
Coding region: 1-3336 (1111 amino acids)
Biological process (GO): transmembrane transport
Cellular component (GO): membrane
Molecular function (GO): ATP binding; ATP hydrolysis activity; ABC-type transporter activity
Source: RefSeq, a predicted model, not a curated record
AUGGGAAUGAGUGUUUUCAGGGCUAAUGCCAAUUGGGUUGCCCAUGUUUUGUUGUUUCUCAUUGUAUUUGUGGGUCUAGUGCCUUGUAUUCAUUGUGUGGAGGGAGAUGAUUAUAGUAAGACCGGUGACCCAGCUCUGCUUCCCGCUGUUACACAGGUUAUCUAUGGUCGCCUUUCCAAUCUCACUAAAAUUUUGACCCAAGACAUUGUUAACAAUUUGGGAUUUUGCAUUAAGGAUGUGAAUACUGAUUGGAAUGGUGCAUUCAAUUAUGCUGGGAAGUUGGAUUUCUUGACUAAUUGUAUUAAGAAGACAAAAGGAGAUGUCACGCAGAGACUAUGUACAGCAGCAGAAAUAAAAUUCUACUUCAGUAGUUUAUUUGAGAGAGGGGCAGCAGAUGACAAUUACUUAAAACCUAACAAGAACUGUAAUUUGACUUCAUGGGCUUCUGGAUGUGAGCCAGGUUGGGGUUGUACUGUUGGCCAAGACCAGAGAGUUGAUCUCAAAACUUCAAAUAGUAUGCCUUCUAGAACUCAUGACUGUCAACCUUGUUGUGAGGGCUUCUUCUGUCCUCAGGGUAUUACUUGCAUGAUACCUUGCCCAUUAGGUUCUUACUGUCCGCUUGCAAAAUUUAAUAAAACGACUGGAAUCUGUGACCCAUACAGUUACCAAAUGCCUCCUGGAAAACCCAAUCAUACUUGUGGGGGUGCUGACAUUUGGGCUGAUGUUGAAGGCAGCAGUGAAAUUUUCUGUUCACCAGGAUCUUACUGUCCAACUACCACACAAAAAGUUCCUUGCAGGAGCGGACAUUACUGCAGGAUGGGCGCCACUGCUGAAAAACGGUGCUUCAAGUUGACUACCUGUAAUCCAAAAACGGCAAACCAAAAUAUUCAUUUUUAUGGGGUUAUGCUUUUUGCUGCUCUUUGCACUCUGCUGAUCAUCAUAUACAACUGUUCUGAUCAUGUUCUCACUCUUCGGGAAAAAAGAGAGGCUAAAUCUAGGGAAGCUGCAGCCAGGCAUGCACGAGAAACUGCACAGGCACGAGAAAGGUGGAAAUCUGCAAAAGAUACUGCCAAGAAGCGUGCAGUGGGGUUGCAAAAUCAGUUAUCCCGCACAUUUUCUCGUAAAAAGUCUGCAAGACAGUCGGGGGAGCUGAAGGUUUUAAGUCAAGCCAAACCUGCAACAGAUGCUGCAUCUUUACCACCUUUGCCUUCAAGUUCUUUAAGCACAUCUGGGCAAUCAUCAGCAGCUCCCAAAGCAAAGAAAAAGGAACCGAGUAAUCUCACAAAAAUGUUGCAUUCCUUUGAGGAAAAUCCAGAUGGUCAUGAGGGCUUUAAUCUGGAAAUUGGGGACAAAAAUAUUAAAAAGAACAUGCCAAAAGGUAAAAAAAUUCAUACUCAUAGCCAAAUAUUUAAGUAUGCAUAUGGUCAACUGGAGAAGGAGAAAGCUAUGCAACAGCAAAACAAGGACUUAACAUUCUCAGGAGUAAUUUCAAUGGCUACCGGUAGUGAAACCAGAACUAGGCCUACGAUUGAGGUGGCUUUUAAAGAUCUAACUCUUACUUUAAAAGGGAAAAAAAAGCAUUUGCUUAGGUGUGUCUCCGGGAAAUUCAUGCCUGGUCGAGUUUCAGCUGUCAUGGGUCCUUCAGGGGCUGGAAAAACGACAUUUCUUUCUUCUUUGGCUGGAAAAGUGACUGGAUGCACCAUGACAGGUUUAAUUGUCAUAAAUGGAAAAGUUGAAUCCAUGCAAUCGUAUAAGAAAAUUAUUGGUUUUGUACCGCAAGAUGAUAUUGUGCAUGGGAACUUGACAGUGGAGGAGAAUCUCCGUUUUAGUGCAAAGUGCAGACUAUCUGCUGACUUGCCCAAACCCGAUAAGGUUCUAGUUGUUGAAAGAGUCAUUGAGUGCUUGGGACUUCAGGCAGUGAGGGAUUCUCUAGUUGGAACAGUGGAGAAGCGAGGAAUCUCUGGAGGCCAGAGGAAACGUGUAAAUGUGGGGCUAGAGAUGGUCAUGGAACCUUCAUUGUUGAUCUUGGAUGAGCCAACAACUGGUCUGGACAGUUCAUCUUCUCAGUUACUUCUUAGAGCACUUCGACGUGAAGCUCUUGAAGGGGUAAACAUCUGCAUGGUUCUUCACCAACCGAGUUAUUCUUUAUUCAAGAUGUUUGAUGAUAUAAUACUUUUAGCCAAAGGUGGUCUUACUGCAUAUCAUGGACCUGUAAAGAAAGUUGAAGAAUACUUUGCUGGUCUUGGGAUCACUGUACCAGAGCGAGUUAAUCCUCCAGAUCACUUCAUUGACAUUUUGGAAGGUAUAGUGAAACCAAGCUCUAGUGUGACUCCUGAACAGCUUCCUGUCAGAUGGAUGCUUCACAAUGGGUACCCAGUACCCCCAGAUAUGCUGCAACUUGUUGAUGAACUUGCAGCUCCCUCAACUAGCUCAAAUCCUGGUGAUGGAGCUACCGAACAAUCUUUUGCCGGGGAUUUCUGGGAGGAUAUGAAGUCUACUGUUGAGCUGAAACGAGAUCAUAUACAGCAUAACUUCUUAAGGUCCAAGGACUUAUCCAACCGACAAACUCCCGGUGUAGCCCGGCAAUACAGAUACUUCCUUGGGAGGGUUGGUAAGCAGCGACUACGAGAAGCUAGAUUAGAAGUAGUUGAUUACCUGAUUUUAUUACUUGCUGGAGCCUGUUUGGGAACUCUUGCUAAAGUGAGCGAUGAAACAUUUGGGUCCCUCGGCUAUACUUACUCUGUCAUUGCUGUUUCACUACUAAGCAAGAUUUCCGCAUUGAGAACAUUUUCUCUGGACAAAUUACACUACUGGAGAGAGAGUGCAUCUGGGAUUAGCAGUCUGGCCUAUUUUCUGUCCAAAGACACAGUUGAUCAUUUCAGUACAGUCAUCAAGCCUUUGGUUUAUCUAUCCAUGUUCUAUUUCUUCAACAAUCCAAGAUCAUCCUUUGCGGAUAAUUACAUUGUUUUGCUCUGCCUAGUUUACUGUGUAACAGGCAUCGCUUAUAUACUUGCCAUCUACCUUGAACCUAGUCCUGCCCAACUGUGGUCGGUGCUUCUUCCUGUUGUUUUAACUCUUAUUGCAGCCCAGGAUACAGACAGUGUUUUUGUGAAGCAUCUAGGCAAUUUGUGCUACACAAAGUGGGCUUUAGAAGCUUUUGUAAUUGCAAAUGCUGAAAGGUACUCUGGAGUGUGGUUGAUUACUCGAUGCAGUUCAUUAAUGCAAAGUGGCUAUGAUCUCCAUGAUUGGAAUCGUUGUUUAAUUUACCUCAUUAUUACUGGAAUCAUUAGCCGUGUCGCGGCAUUCUUUUGUAUGGUAACCUUUCAGAAGAAGUGAUUUUGGACAUGCUCUUUUUACUGCUGUCCUAGUGUACAAAUUUUAGAAGUCAAUUUUGGUACCCUUAUAUCAUAGAGGCUCACAGUGGGAUCCAAAACUGUCAGUGAUGAAAGAAAAUUCCCUUUAGGAAUAGGAAUUGAUGGCUAACAAUUAAUCAGAAUCAUGUAAAUCAAGUCUCAUGACCCAGUUUAGGAUUUUUAGGAUAUAUGG